Messenger RNA from Vigna angularis (adzuki bean), 1723 nucleotides. Its product is annotated as serine carboxypeptidase-like 50. The coding region runs from base 170 to 1495 and encodes 441 amino acids. The record is from RefSeq and is a predicted model, not a curated record. Gene Ontology annotation, biological process: proteolysis. NCBI's taxonomy places the organism in Eukaryota, Viridiplantae, Streptophyta, Magnoliopsida, Fabales, Fabaceae. Gene Ontology annotation, molecular function: serine-type carboxypeptidase activity. The transcript has a single exon.
AGUCGACGACUUCCACCUCCUUAUUCCUGAAGGCACUAUCUAUCUAUCCCUCUCUUCUUCUCUUCUGUUUUGUUUUCUGUCCGUAUCCAAACCGUUUUUUUCCAUAGUGUAGCCAUUGCUAUUAUUACUACAUUGCCAACUCGCACAUUGAAAUAUACGCCACCAGAUAAUGGAGUCAGCCAUCCACAAGUCCCACAUCGUCAAAAACCAUCUUCUCCUCUUCUUCUUCUUCUGUUUAUUUCUAUGCCUGUCUGGUUCUCAAUCAAGAAGCCAAUCAUUCCCCAAAGAAGCCCUCCCCAGCAGGUAUGGCUACCUACCAAUCAAUCCUACUUCUGCGUCUGCAAUUUUCUACGCUUUCUAUGAAGCCCAAAACUCCACUUUGCCACUUUCCCAAACCCCACUUCUCAUUUGGCUCCAAGGUGGCCCUGGUUGCUCCUCCAUGCUUGGCAACUUCUACGAGCUUGGACCAUGGCGAGUCACCCAAUCCCUCACCCUUCAGCCCAACCCUGGUUCCUGGAACAGAAUUUUUGGCCUUCUUUUUCUUGAUAGUCCCAUUGGAUCUGGCUUCAGUGUGGCCGCAACCCCAGAAGAGAUCCCAAGAGAUCAAAACGCGGUUGCCAAACACCUCUUUGCUGCUAUAACCAAAUUUCUUCAACUGGAUCCUCUUUUCAAGCAUCGCCCUGUUUAUAUUACUGGAGAAAGCUAUGCUGGCAAGUAUGUGCCUGCGAUUGGGUACUAUAUAUUGAAGAAAAAUGAAAACUUGGAGGCUUCCGAAAGAGUGAAUCUGGCCGGUGUAGCUGUCGGGGAUGGGUUAACAGACCCCGAAACUCAAGUUGUCUCUCAUGCUGUGAAUGCAUACUAUGUUGGAUUGAUCAACGAGAGACAGAAGAAUGAGUUGGAAAAAGGUCAACUGGAAGCUGUUGGGUUGAUCCAAAAGAGGAAUUGGAGUGCAGCAACAGAUGCGAGAAGCAAGGUGUUGAAAAGGUUGCAAGACAUGGCAGGGUUGGCUACUUUGUAUGACUAUACAAGGAAAGCUCCGUACGAGGAUGAUCUGGUGGAACGGUUCUUGAACAUUGCGGAGGUGAAGAAAGCACUGGGGGUGAAAGAAUCGUUUGUGUAUGAGAUAUGCAGUGAUGUUGUUGGGGAGGCAUUACAUGGUGAUGUGAUGAAAAGUGUGAAACAGAUGGUGGAAUACUUGGUGAGGAAGAGCAGGGUGUUGCUUUAUCAAGGUGAGUAUGAUUUGAGGGAUGGAGUUGUCCAAACAGAGGUUUGGGUUAAGACAAUGAAAUGGGAAGGGAUAGAAGAGUUUCUGAAUGCUGAAAGGAAGAUAUGGAAGGUUAAUGGAGAGCUUGCUGGGUAUGUUCAGUCUUGGAACUCUCUCACCAAUGUUGUCGUUUUGGGAGCUGGCCAUCUUCUUCCCACUGACCAACCUCUUCAUUCUCAAGCCAUGAUUGAAGAUUGGGUUCUCCAAAAGGCUUUGUUUAAAAGCGUGUAACAGGAUAAUGCAUCAAGAAAUUCCACUUGGUUAAGCGAAACUAGUGAGUGAGAGUGCGAAUACUAGGUGACCUUGAAGAAUGUCAUUGCAAGAGCUGUAUUUCCUAGUGAAUUAGUGACUGUUGUUUCUUCUCAAAUGUUUCUUUCUUUUUUUUCCUGUAAUUCUGUGAUGAUUCUAAAGCUAUUUGGGUGGAUGAAAUCUAAAAUGGAUAGAUAAGAUUUGUCAUUA